UCAUUUGCAUAACAUAGUUGUGGAAACAGUCAACAUGGACGUCGAUUGUGUCAAUUUGGACAGUAUUAGGUGACUUGUUUUCAAUAUUAUUUGUGAGAUAUCUUCAUAUUGACAUUUUUAAUAGACUGAUCCUGAAGAUAUUGAAAUGUGCAACAUGAUCGUGGAGAAAUAUUCGCAAAACAGUGUCACUAUAAGGAGUCUACAAUGUUGACAGAUACAGCAAGAGGAUAUUAUUCUAAUAAUAAAUACCAGAUCCUAGAACAAGAGCAGUUAACUCGGAUGAAAGAUGUGGGAUCUGAGCAUGCCAAGCAGAUUGCUGCCAGGGACAGAGCCAAAAAGCUCUCGGUCGAAACUAAUAGAAGACGCAAAGCUCUUGAAACCAAAAAGAAGCUAGAGGCACAGAGAGAGGCUAAGAGACGACAAGAAGUACUUGAUGAAAGGCGUCAGAGACAAAGGGAAGCUACUAAUAGAUAUCAGAGACAAAACAAAGGCUCAGCUCGAAGGCAUCAUGACUUUCAUCAUACAGCCCCUGCAUAUCCAGGUGCUCCCCUGCAUGACAAUGUUCACAUUGCCAGAGGUUAUCGCAUGGAAUCGCCCCAAAGUCAUGGGAGUGGAACGCCUUCACUAGAUGAUGUUCUUCAGAUGGUUGGUGUGCCCACAUCAUUGUCCCUCAAAUAUGGGCAAGGUUAUUCCACCUACCAACACAAUGGAACAGUCCCAGCGUCCACAUACCCUACGACAUCCAAUUACAGUGGAGCUUAUGUAGACAGUAAUGCCAACAUUGCUUCUGGGAGUGAGGCUAGAGGGUAUGCAAAACCAACACAAUCUGCACUCCAAUCUGUUGCAAAGCAAGGAAGGACAGAUUCACGGACCAGUUUGAUUGAACAAGAGAUUGCAGAGCAGCAACAGAAGCUGAUUGAGCAACAGCAGAGGACGUUACAGGAGUUCAGUCAAGCCAUUCAACAUGAAGCGAGUAAAGCGGGUAGUGAAAGUGGUCUUCACCGGAGUGAAAGCUUGUCAAGUGUUGAUAGUCUUGAAGAACAUCGUAGAGAAAGAGAAGAUUUGACCCAGAACUAUGGGACCAAACACCAGAGGGCUCAUGCAACUUCAAGUUAUGAAAAUAUCAAUGGUGUGCACGUUUCCAAUGGCCCUGGGGUUGGGCAGAAUUCUGAAGUGAAGAAAGAUCUCAGUAACUACAGUUUAUAUCACAAUAAUGUUUUGAUGAGAGGUAGCAAUGAUAAACAGACUCAAGGUGGCCAAGAGACUAAGCAGUCAACUAGAACUACUUUGAAUAUCAAGAAUGAUUCGGUUUAUGAUGGCAUUCAGCCUAAAGGGGUUGCUUUUAAUGGAAUCACACAAACAGCCACUGCUUCUGCACACAACGCCACCAAUGGUACACUGAAUGGUACUGCAGUUAGGUCACAGAAUGGUAAAACUGAAAAGACCACUACUGGUAAUGGAACUUAUCAAGAGAAAAAUGGUACAGCUCAUGCUUGGUCGAAUUCCAAAGCCAGUAAACCCCCUAUUCAGCAACAUGUCAGUGCACCAACAGCAAGCACUAGUCAAAGAUCUAGGCCAUAUUCAGCAAGGACCACAGCAACCGUAGUUACUGUUGCUCCAGCUGUAUCAUAUCCAGCAAGAACUCAAGAAGCUGAGCAGUCAAAUGCUUCCGCUAGAGGAACUGAUGCCUAUGGAGGAAUGAGUUCUGUGAUGCCAUAUCCCCCUCAAGAUAAAAGGUUUGAGGAAACUCCUCAACAAACAAUUGCACGUGAGGACAUCACACUAGAAGAGGAGGAAGAGCCAGAAGUUGUGUCACCUCCUAAGAGUAUCUUAAAACGGCACAAGAGUGAGACCCCUACCAAAGAUCGUAAAGCAAAAGGACUGGCAGCUGCAAUCAUGAAGGACAGCCUUGAUAUUGGCAAACAGAGCGGAAUCAAAUCCCCAAAGAAAGGUGUUCGUUGGACAGAUUUGACCUACAGCGAUGAUGAGAGCGUAGAGACACAGGCAGCAGCUGAAAAUGCGACACCUGUUCGCAAACCAAGGAUCAUAUCAAGUGUUGAUGCAAGGACUGUACAAGAGAGGUUAGGUGGUAAGACGGACAGUGUUGUUUCAGGCAUUCCACCAAGACCGAAGUCUGGAAAUGCUAAUGGCUCAAAAGGAAAAAGCAUGCAAUUGAAAAAUAAUCGCUUCCCAACUGGUACUGAAAGUAAACAGAAUGUUGUUGAUAAUGAUAGGGCUGCUGCAGGGAAAGCACCUGUCAUUCAGAAUGGAGUAAGAUUAGACAAGACGCCCACGGAUGAUGAAAUCAAUUGGUUAUGGGAUAAGGUUAGGACAUGCUUGAAUACACGAGAAGAUGGGACAGACCAGAAGAAUGGGCAUGUUCCACAGACACCUAACACAAGGCAGUCAUCCAGUACAAACCCACACCAAGAUCAGAGGAUAACAGCAAAUCUUCGAGUGGCCCCACCAUCCAACAAUCCACGGUUCAGCCAGUACAAUGAUACACUCAGAAGACAGGUCAUAGUCCCUCGUUACAGGACUAACAGUGAUUCUGGAACCCAUGUCCAGCAGACGCCUGUAUCUCAGCAACGGCGCCCUCAUGUGAGGAGUUCCAGUGCAUCUAGGACUAAUGGACAGCGUGGACCAGAGCCUAGCCAACAAGGACCAGGAAGAUCUGCUACUGUGGCUCAGCAAUAUAGUACACCAGGCAUGACGGAUAGUCUUAUGGCCUUCCAACAAGCUGAACAGAUGGUACAGCAGAAUGCUGAUGAAGCUGAUGUAGCAGAAGUGAUAGAUCAGCAGAGAUUACAUCACCAAGGUCAUCAAGAUCACAAAGCCAAUCCAAGUGCACUCUCUAUUGAGGAGGCCAAGGUGUUAGAGUCAUUAGAUCGACUGAAUGCAAGACUCAAAACUGUGACAGCUGACAUGAAUGGAUCUUUUAGUCCCAUAUAUCCAGUAAUGCCACCUAGACCUCCGCAACAUAAAUCCCCAAAUGAAGUCGUAGAUGAUGAGAAUUCUGCAGGGUUCAGGGGUCAUCGUCCUAUGAGUUCACGACCGGGGGCUAACGGUGUAACGAGACCAAGUUAUCGGACAAGGGCACAGUCAGCAGACAGGAGCAACGGUAGAAUGGGACAUCACAGAUGAGUUGGGACUUCCUCAGAGGAGAGAAGUUCUGCCCAGGUGGAUGUCUGAAAAAAAUCAUACUUCUUCUGCUUUCAUAGCUGUGUAGGACAUCACAGAUGAGCUUGAGACACACUGAGAGAAGGGUAGUUCUGCCUAUGGCAGAUGUGUGAAUGAGUAAUUUUUACUUCUCAGACAAGGUUGAAACAAAAAGCUCUUCUCAUUGUAGAUGUCAGUACAUGCUCCUAUGUAGAGUAGCCUCCAAAAACUUCCUACAGGAACAUAAGUAUGGCUUGUGUUGCUCCUAAAGCUCCUUCUCCUACAUCAAAGAGCUGUUGCUGCUCCUGCACCAGUGGUGCAGUGGUCCCUGAUAGACUUCUCUACAUUCAUCUAGAUCAUCAACUUACCGCUUAAAAUCAGGGAGAUGGGGAUGUUGUAGGAAAGUUGUUUGAAAUCAAUUUCAAAUCUCAUUUGAAUUGUGAAAUUUGUGUUAUUGAUGGAUUGAUUUGGACUGUAGAAAAUCAGUUUAUCCUUUCUGUUGCAAGAAACAGAUUGGUAAUUGCAAAUGACUUCACACACUUGUGAUUGAUUUUGAGAUUGACUUUUCAUGCGACACUUCUCUCCAAGGGAAGCUUGUCAACAAAGAGAGUAAAGCCUUGUACAGUCAUUGUAGCACUCUGUUUCACUCUGACCCUGACUCUCAUCCAUAACAUUGAAAUCAUGUGACUAGUCAUAUGACUAAUGAAGCCUAAAAUGCACCUUGAGGAGACCCUAUGUCCAUUCCUUUCCUGCUUGGCUUGUAAAGCUUUUAUUGUGUGUGUGAUCUUUUGUAAAGAUAGCCAAUAGCUGCUAUGCACUGUAUCUUCAUUUCAAAAUCACAAAAAAAUAGAAUUAGGAUGCUGGUUUCGCCAUCCAUUGCAAAUUUGCCUUACAAAAGUUUACUGUUGCAAAUCAUGAAACCUUUAUAAUGUCUGUGGUAGUGCCUUUGUAGUGUGUGCAAAUGAUACUGGUCAUUCCGUGUCUACUAAAAUAUACAUACUUUUAUUAAGAACAUAGGAAUGUUUUUUGAAGAGUUCAUUCAUUAAGUUGUAGGUACAAGUUGCCUUACCCACCACAGGAAUAUGACCUGUCAUAUGUUUUUUUUCUAUGAUGUUUAGAAUGAUGCAAUGUUCCAAUGAAUGAAAUCAUUUACAGUCAAAUUUCAGUUCACACUUACAUGUACUUGUCUGAACAUCUUUUGAUACAUAAUCUUCUUGUCAUUUGUAACUUUAUGAAACACCUUUUAGGAGUUACAUGAAGCUGUUGUUGUUCAUUUGAUCUCAUUGUGUUAUAAAAUCUUGUGCCUUUUUAAUGCAGAAAGGCAUUUACUUUGCCUUUUUUUGUUACCUUAAACACACAAUUUUAAUAGGAGAUACAUAUAGUUUUAUUGAUAGCUUUAUGUACAGCUAAAAAGUUUUGUUGGAUAGGUGUCUUGCAUUAAAUACUGUUGCAAGUUUUGACCAAUGAGAAACUGGAAAUAUUUCAAUAAUAUAGAGAGGCCUUGAUAGAUAAAUAUAGUAUCGUCCAUAUGAGAACACACAGUCAUCUCACCAACAUUUGUCAUUUAACAAUUUUCCUUGGUUCCUAAUUGGCUGAGAAGCACAAUUGUAUGACCGUUACUAAGGUAAUUGUAGGGUAAUGACAAUUUUUAUGAAGCAGCUCCCAUAUCUCCCAAAGCUAAUAUAGUGAUAUGAUAUGAAUCAAGCCAAUGUAAAUGUAUUAAGGUAAUAUUUUGGAAAGGCAAAUCAAUUUUAUUCUUUGAUAUCUCAAAGCAAAGGUGUUUCUUGUUUAAUAAUUCGCUGGUUGAUCUCAUCUUCAUUCAAUAUGCAGUGUUUAUAAGCUGUAGUUACAUGUAGCUACAUUAAUGAACUAGGAUUCAUUUAGCACUGUGCACACUACAAUAGAAGUUUAAUUUCAUUGCCUUUUUGCAUUGAAAAAAUACCGAGUAAGCAAAGUCUUCUGACAAAUAAAAAAGUUAACAAAAUGGUAGACCCUUUUCGUUAUCCUUAGGCAGCAUAUUCAAGUAUGGACAAUUUUGUUUGUGUGUGUUUCAUUUUUGUCAACUCCUGCCAAAUGAGAGUAGCUUAUGCUUUAAUAAGUUUUCUACAUUAAUAUUGCUAAGAAUUAUGUUUGAAGUGAACUGACCAGUAGUAGUUUUAUUUCCAGUUAUUACUAAAUCUAAUUAUAUAUUAUACUUUGCAUUGACAAUCUAAACAUAAGAUUAUUAGAUUAUUAGUAGAUGACAUGUACAUUUAAUUUAGAAAAAUAAAUGUUGCAGUUUGCUGAGCGACGAUGCAAAGUUUUGCCAAUAAGUCAUAAAAGCUAAAUGAAUUUAUGUGAUGAUAUGAUUAUAGAUGAAAGAUUACUUCAUUUCUGAAAUGUUAAUGUACUAUUGAUUUGAUUUCCCAAUUAUUACUUUUCAUUUGCUGUAAGUGAAUGCACUGCUUAUCUGAAUGAUAAAAAAUGCCAGAAGUUCCUAAUAUGCCCUUGAUUUACGAACUUAUGAACAUAACAUAUAGAUUAACUUUUUCCAUAAUCUCAUUUUGUGAACAGUAAAUGUAUUUUAUUCCUUACACAUGUAUAGCUAUUGAUAAGAAUAACAUGAUUAUAUAUAAUUGUAUUCACCUUGCAAUUCUUUUCCGUCCACUUUAAAAUGAAUUUUCUCAUCUUUAUUUUAAUUAAUGUUCAAAGUAAUUUAUAGUUUUAAUUGGUGGUUAUGGCUCCCUGUAUUUAAUGACUCUAUAUCUAUUUGAUUUGAAUUGAAGGUUUUAUUAUCAUUUCAUCGCAGCCAGUGGCUGAAUUGAGAAAGAUUUACAAAGUAAAAACAUAAUAUAUAAACAUAAACAGUGAAAUACAACAGUGAAAGUUAACAAAUAUUUUUUGAAAGAAAUGUCCAAUAACCAAUUAAUAUUCUAGUAAACUUUGGAGACAUGAUAAACCCAUGUGUAUAAACUUACUAUUAUAGAGUUUUACUUGAAGUUGAAUUUGUUGGUAUAUGAAUAGUGUUUUAAGAAAUAAAUAGCAAAAAUUUGAAUAUCGUGUAGAAAGUUAUGGAAAAAUUGCAGAAAUAAAGGUUUCACGGAGUGCAUAAUUGAGUAGCCUAGUAUUAUCGGAAAAUUCUAGUAAUUUAACAAAUCUAUUCCUGGGAUUGAAGUUAUAAUAGUUGAUUCAAUUAGCUUUUAUAAUGCCAAGAAUUCCAUUAUUGUAUCCUUUAUAUGAAUUAUAAUAAGAAACUUAAUGUUUUUAUUCUUAAGGGGUAGAUGGUAUUAUAUGAUUGCUUUUGGUAUCACAGUGGUCUGUGUAUUAUUAAGAAGUUUACACAUGUAUAUAAUGUGAAUGGGUGAGACAUUUAAAUGAACAGCUUAUCUUCUGAGCAUCAUGUACCCAACAUAUUGUAUUCUAUUCAAUUGGUCUACUAGCAGUUGGUCUACUACUCAGAUAGUCUAAUACCACAUCAGCUAAACCCUUUACUGAUUGGGCCAACUAUUGUUUGGUCUAAUACCCACUAAGUCUAAUCGUCAUUUAGUCUAAUUGCCCAGAUUCCCACUUCGUCUACUAUUACUCUGAGGGCGUCGUGGUCUUGUGGUUACGACUCUUGUCUUUCAAUCAGAGGGUCGCGACUUCGAAUUUAGAAUCCCAUCCAUGGCAUGUCUUCAGCAAGAAAUUUACCCACAUUGUUCUGCUCUCAACCUGGUAGGAUUUAUUAGCUCGGCUACAGCCGGGUUAUAAUAUGAUACCAAGUAUCAAGCGCAGUAGAGUAUAUGCAAAUAUAGUAGCUGCGCUAUAUAUAUGAAUGGACCAUAUUAUUAUCAUAACUCUGCACUGUCAAAUGACAAUGUAGCUCAUUAAACAGUUCAUCUAUUUCAUUUAGACUACAUGUAAGUGGUGUGAGACCAAGUGGAUAUUAUACAAAAUGGGUAUAGCCUAGAUAGAAAUUAGACAAGAUGGUAAAUGGGUAAAAUGAUAAUUAGACAAAUAGUAUAAAAUGAAGUAAAGAAUAGAUGAUGUGGGAUGAGACCAAACAGAAAAUCAAAGAGAUUGUAGACUAAAUGGUAUUUUACUGGUACCAUAAUCAUGUAUUCCUUCUAUAACAGAACACCAUGAGCAUUCCAUAAUACAUUUUUUAGAUGAUAUACGUUUAAGUACUUUACCAGUAAUGUGGAAUUCGUAUUCAAUCGAUACUUCAGCCAGAAUUUUAAGUAUUUUACUCAGUAUUUUGCGUAAGUAAAAUACUUAUCCAUCUUUGAUAUUCAAUUGCAUUUUUGGCUAAGUAUUUUGCUUAAAUCUAAGUCAGCCACCUAUCAGACUUUGGUCUGGCUUGCAUGCAGUUUACAAACAUGAAAUGCGUAGCCAUACAUUCAUGUAUUGCGUGUUAUUUGGCUCAAAAUUUACGAUGUCACAAUGAUUUUAAAUAAGUAUUUCGCUUAAAUUUGGCUUGAUAAAGUGAAAUACUUAAUGUGAUCUGAAUACAAGUUUUAGCUUGUUGCUUUAAUAGCCAAGUAAAAUGCUAAGUAAAAUACUUACAAAAUCAAUACUUUAAAUUGAAUACCAGCCCUGGCCAAAUGCUGUUUCUCUGGAUACAUCCAUAUUCUGUGAAGUAAUAUGAUACUAUAUCAUACUUCCAUCUUUAACACCUAUGAAGUCAACAAAACUGCUUAUGUAAUGUAUUCAAUCUAGUUUAAGGAGUUAUAGAAUAUAAUUCAAGCUAUAAAUGUAUUCAUAUUUAUUGUACUGUGUCACAUACUAGUAGCUUGUACUGGCCCAGUUAUGAAUAAAAUAUUCAAAAAAACAUUGGUACAUGCAACUUGAUUUGAUAGUCUGCCAGGCAAAGAAUUUUUUUCUGGACAGGGACAUUUUUUUGAUCCAUUUACUGAUGUCAUUUAUGAAAAUUUGGUAUUGAACUCAAUAACAAUUUACCUUUAUGAAAUUAAGGUGUGGUUGCUGUUUUUUUUUAAUGUCUUGUUUCAUAUUUAAACCUUACAUGUAUGUAGCCCCUGUGCCUGAAAGGCAUUAUGAUUUGUGAGGUAGCUUGUGCAAUUUGUUACCAGUGAUAUUCUUGUGAUUUUUAAUUGUAAAAGAAGAAGAAAAAAGGGGGAUAAUAUAUUUGUAAAUCUCCAAAUCUGCACAAAAUAUCAAUAUGAUAAUUCACAACGGAUUCCUGCAUAAGUAAUGAAGUGCAUAUCUUCUGUGAGAUGUUGUUUGGAAAUUAUUGUAGGACUUGGUUUCAUACAACAUAAGAAGUGAUAGACAUGUAAAUUAAUAUAUUUUAUGGAGUGUAAUAAAUGAAUUGCCUUGUGUUAUACCACUUUAUUUGAUAUUGUAGAUAGCAGACUCUAUAUAGAACAUUAAAUUAUGGCUGACUGGCUCUGAUGUAUUAGAAA
Lytechinus pictus (painted urchin) is the source of this 8540-nucleotide messenger RNA. RefSeq names its product centrosomal protein of 126 kDa-like. Gene Ontology annotation, biological process: non-motile cilium assembly; cytoplasmic microtubule organization; mitotic spindle organization. NCBI's taxonomy places the organism in Eukaryota, Metazoa, Echinodermata, Echinoidea, Temnopleuroida, Toxopneustidae. The transcript has 10 exons. The record is from RefSeq and is a predicted model, not a curated record. Bases 205 to 3144 code for a protein of 979 amino acids. Gene Ontology annotation, cellular component: centrosome; ciliary base.